Molecule: messenger RNA, 1897 nt
Organism: Annulohypoxylon truncatum
Lineage: Eukaryota; Fungi; Ascomycota; Sordariomycetes; Xylariales; Hypoxylaceae
Product: putative Bromodomain testis-specific protein
Exons: 3
Coding region: 259-1524 (421 amino acids)
Biological process (GO): regulation of DNA-templated transcription; chromatin remodeling
Cellular component (GO): nucleus; chromatin
Source: RefSeq, a predicted model, not a curated record
CAUGCCCUUUCUCGUCACACUCAAGUACCUUCCCAAGGUACGAGGUAGGCAAUCUUCACACAACACAUUCAUCACAACGCAACGCAACACCACACAUUUAACAAUAAAUUCCAUCCUCCAUACACCAUUCCUCCAUCUUACCCAUUUUCAUUAUCUUCAUACUUCGACAUAUAUGUGGCCUCUAUUUACGUACUUUCCGUCCCACUUUCUGUUGCUUUUGUAUCUAACACUUUCUCAUUAGCUAGGCUCAGAAGAAUCAUGGAGACAGAAACCGGAGAAGUGGCGCAAGCUGUCAGCAAGAGGGCGGACACUAUAGAGCCUGUCAAUUUCUCGUGGCUACAACCUCACGUUAUCUUUGUUGUCAUCCUUGUUGGUGAGGAUGAGAUGCCCUUCGGCAUCCAGAAAGACUUCCUCUGUGCUAAGUCAUCAUUUUAUCGCACCCAAUUUGCCGACAAGCAAGGCGAAGAGACUGAAAAUGAGCAAAUCGAGCACGUCAUCAGACUUCCCCAAGCCACACCUGAAGUCUUCGGAUUCGUUCAGAACUUCCUAUACACCGGUAAACUUUUCACUGAAGUAGCAUCACUCCCGGGUUACGAAGUUCUUAUAUCUACCUGGAAGCUCGGCCACGAGCUGGGAAUCGACGGUCUCUGCGACGAAGCACUUGAUGCUAUGACCGAGUGCCGACGAGUUACCCAACAUAUCCCAGCCACUCCCUUGCUCGUUCAAGCAUGGAAGGAUGCCCCAGAGGGUUCUUCUAUUCGGAAACUCCUUCUCAACUGGGCUGCCGAGUACAUUCGAUCUUCCGAGUCCCGUCAAGAGUUCACAAAGUCGCUUCCACAGGAAGUCCUCAGUGAGCUUGUGAUCGCAAUGAGCCACCUCAACUCUUCGCCGGUCAUACAAGUUAACCAACACCCGUCUCCGACUAGUCAAUCCCGAACUAAGAAUGUACACUAUCUCGAAGCUGAGGAAAGCGACGGUGAAUCUCACCAUAAGGUGCAGAAACACCGUCACUCAGAUAUUACAACUAUUCACGCAAACCAGACGGAACGGAAGGCUGGACCAAAGAAGUCUGCCCCAAGAGCGUCCUUGCCCACACCGAAGCUCGUUAAGAAGAGAUCGAGCCUUGGUCACAUGGAUGACCAACAAUAUUCAUCAGACCAGAAGUUGAACUUCUGUGCUGAUCUUCUUAGCAGAAUGUUAUCUGGCCCUGGCUUCUGGACUCGUCUGGUGGGACCUUUCCGUGAACCUGUAAGGCCUAUCGAGGACGGCGUUCCUGAUUAUCUUGACGUAAUUAAGAAACCGAUGGACCUUAACACUGUCAAGGGCAAGAUGGAUCGUCGAGAGUAUAACAACGAACAAGACUUUCUCGCCGAUGUCCGUCAGAUCUUCACCAAUUGCUAUACCUACCACAAGCAGGGCUCGGCGAUGUGGACUAAUUGUGAAAAAUUUCAGAAGACGUUUGAGGAGAAGUACGGAACGAUGCCUAAGUGGAUAUCAAAGAUGGAGGGCGAUGAAGCCGCCUAAUUCCUUAAUACUCAAACGCUUUGGUUUCAGAGGCGACGGUCUGGUUACAUGGUAAUGGAUCUCCACACAUUCAUAUUCGCAUUCAUCCUCGUAUAAUUGAACCCUAUUAAUACAUCGAGGACGAUUCGACGAACCAGCUUGGGAUUAGGCUCUCAGUUGGUCUUGUACUUGUAUAAGGAUGGGGGGGCACAUAUUCAUAACAACCAGGCGUCAAAUAGGGCUUUCAUGAUUGCUAGGGUGUUUAUCAUCGUUCAGGCUGAAGGAUUCCGCAGAUUCUCGAUACCAAAUUAGUCUUUUACAAUGAAUUUAAUGUUUUUACACGACGGGGUCAUGGUAUAAUUGGUGACGAUGGCCUAACUACAAGGGAUACUCU